AUGGCGCCCGCAAUGAGACCUCUCGCCGCUGCCAAUGUUCUGUCGCAGGUACAGCAGGCCGGACGCAGGACCUUCACCACCAACCGCCCGUCACUCAUCGCCAGCAGAGCGCGAUGGACGCCCCGCCCUACCCAGAACCAGAUUGUCUUGCGCCAGUCUGUCCGCCAGCAGUCAACUGGAAGCGCCCCCAAGCCCAAGCGGUUCCGCCUUCUACGCUGGUCGUAUCGCCUCACCCAGCUCUCCGCCCUUGCCGGCCUAGCAUACAUCGGAUACGGCAUUUACGAGACUCGCAACCCCGCUGACCAGCCGCCGCCCGACCCCAACAAGAAGACUCUUGUCGUCCUUGGUACCGGCUGGGGCUCCGUCUCCCUGCUCAAGAAGCUCGACACGGAAAACUACAAUGUCGUCGUCGUCUCGCCCCGAAACUACUUCCUCUUCACCCCGCUUCUCCCUUCCUGCACCGUCGGUACCAUUGAGCACCGCUCUAUUAUGGAGCCCAUCCGUAACUUCCUGCGCCACAAGAAGGCUCAGGUCAAGUACUACGAGGCAGAGGCCACCAAGAUUGACUACGAAAAGAAGGUCGUCUACAUCAGCGACGACUCGGAUAUCAAGGGCGAUGUCUCCAAGACCGAGGUUCCCUUUGACAUGCUGGUUGUUGGUGUCGGUGCUGAGAACGCCACUUUUGGUAUCCCUGGUGUCAAGGAACACGGUCUUUUCUUGAAGGAGGUUGGCGAUGCCCAGCGCAUCCGAAACCGUAUCAUGGAUUGCUGCGAGACGGCUACAUUCAAGGAUCAGUCUGAAGAGGAGAAGAAGCGUCUGCUUCACAUGGUCGUUGUCGGUGGUGGUCCCACUGGUGUCGAGUUUGCCGGAGAACUCCAGGACUUCUUCCACUCGGAUCUGAAGAAGUGGUUGCCUGAGAUCCAGGACAACUUCAAGGUUACCCUCGUCGAGGCGCUUCCCAACGUCCUUCCCAUGUUCUCCAAGCAGCUCAUCGACUACACGGAGAAGACAUUCAAGGAGGAGACCAUCGAUAUCCGCACAAAGACCAUGGUCAAGAACGUAACGGACAAGUACAUUGAGGCUGAGUCGACCGGCCCUGAUGGAAAGAAGCAGCUCGAGAGGAUCCCAUACGGUCUCCUUGUCUGGGCCACCGGUAACGCUCUCCGUCCCAUUGUCAAGGACUUGAUCAACCAGAUCCCCGCUCAAAAAGACUCGCGCCGUGGUCUUGCCGUCAACGAGUACCUUGUUGUCAAGGGUACCGAGAACGUCUGGGCCGUUGGUGACUGCGCCGUCGCCAAUUACGCCCCUACUGCUCAGGUUGCCGCUCAAGAGGGUGCUUUCCUCGCCCGCAUGUUCAACAACAUGGCCAAGACUGCUGAGAUCGAGGGUCAGCUUGCCGAGCUGUCCGUUGCCCAAGAAAAGGCUCCCGGCAAGGAGGCUCGCGACAAGGUCUUUGGUGAGAUCAAGGCUCUGCAGCAAAGACUGAGGAGAAUCAAGUCGAUUGGUCCAUUUGAGUACUCUCACCAGGGUUCGCUGGCCUACAUCGGCUCCGAGAAGGCUGUUGCCGAUAUCUCAUGGUUUGCGGGCAACAUUGCUUCGGGUGGUACCAUUACCUACAUUUUCUGGCGCUCUGCCUAUCUCAGCAUGUGCUUCAGCACCCGCAACAGGAUAUUGGUCAUGCUUGACUGGGCAAAGGCCAAGAUCUUUGGCCGUGACGUCUCGCGUGUUUAG
Messenger RNA from Bipolaris zeicola 26-R-13, 1731 nucleotides. RefSeq lists its product as uncharacterized. Bases 1 to 1731 code for a protein of 576 amino acids. Gene Ontology annotation, molecular function: NADH dehydrogenase activity. The transcript has 3 exons. Lineage: Eukaryota; Fungi; Ascomycota; Dothideomycetes; Pleosporales; Pleosporaceae. The record is from RefSeq and is a predicted model, not a curated record.